AAACACCACGCAGCGUGUUACCAGACCUACGAUGCUUGCGGUGAGGAGGGCCACAUACAUCUGUGCAACAUGCAGGCCCAACCUCGCAGUGUCGCAGCUGCGCAAUGUGCGCGGCCUAUUCACUGACGGACAGCGUCUAAGACAAGCCACCUGCCUUCGAUUGACGAGCGCAGCGAAUUCCCAAACAUGCGUUCGAUCACAGAAUCGCCAGAUCUCCUCGACAGUCCCAGAAUCGGAAAAAGCGAUUGAGGGUGUGUACCCGACGUCUGAAACCACCGAAUAUCCCACCUCUGCGCUCGAAGCCAACCCAGAGGAUGCCGCCCGAAGGGCAAGACAACUAUUUGGUGAUACCCUACCACGAAAUUAUCUCAGCGAGGACGAAUUUGCUGUAUACGAGCGCCUGUACGGAACGCCUGUUUUUGUAGAACAAAUCGAAGAAUUGGAAGAAGUCGACGGCGAGCAACAGGAGGUCUUUGAGGCGAAGAUGCCAGAUGGGAAAUUGGUUCUGCUUAGGACAAAUGAACAUGGCGAGCUUGAGCAAGUCGAGACUUAUAAUCAGGACAAUGAGAUCGAUCUAGCCGAGGCGGAGGCAUUGGAGGAAGAGGAUGAAGAAGAAGCCAUGACGGAGGCAGAGUGGGAGGAAUACAGAGCAGUGAAGGCCCAAAAUUAUCAUCAGGAUGUAUACGAGAAGAGUCGGAUAGCUCAGGAGGGAGAGAUUGGAGAAGCAGACGAAGAGGAGGAUGCCGAUUUCAUGCGUGCCCACCCAUUGACAAUUGCUGGUCGCUCGAAGCCGUCAUCUGCGACCGUUUUCCUACCCCAAGAUACCUUCACAGAACCUGUCGCGACCCUUCUCACUCGCGCCAACCACAAGCAUCUUACUGAAUCUGUGAAGCGAAUAUUCGGCGGACCAGGGCUGCCACAUUCCGCGACCACGCUCCCUGCACGCGUAGGGGCAGAACAAAAGCCAAUCACCCUCGAUCCUUCGAUGGGAGACAUGGGGAAUAUCGAGGCGGACGCAUACCUAGCAGCGGUCAUGCCAGGAACAUAUGCAGCGGUUAUGGGUACACUGGUGGAGGUGAGGCGAAGGCUUGGGUCGUCAUGGAUCGAGAGGUUACUCAACAGGAAGACGGGGCCAGUAGUAUUGGAUGCUGGGGCAGGCGGUGCCGGCAUCCUGGCAUGGCACCAGGUUCUCAAAGCCGAAUGGGCACGAAUGCAUGAGGAGUCUGGCGCAUCCUCCCACGGGUCUGCUCCGCUUGGAAAGGCCACUGUUCUUGUCGGUGCCGACACCCUGCGCCAUCGUGCGAGCCGACUACUGGAGAACACCACAUUCAUACCCCGCCUACCGGACGCCAUCACAGAGGAAGAUGCGACAAACUCUCAGCAACCCCGAAAAGUGUACGACCUUAUCAUCGCCCCGCACACAUUAUGGCCACUGAACCAGGAACACCUCCGCAAAGAGCAGACAGAGAAGUAUUGGUCUUUGUUGAAUCCAAAGGGAGGUGUUUUGAUACUCAUAGAAAAGGGUCUUCCGCGGGGGUUUGAGGUUGUGGCUGGUGCUCGCCAGCUAUUGCUCGAUAAACACAUUGCCUCCCCUGGAUCCACGGAAGUCGAAGUCCCCGUUGAGGAACAAGUAUCCAAGCCGAACGAGGAAAGUAGGUUCUCGAAGAAGGAGACAGGCAUGAUCAUCGCUCCUUGCACAAACCACAGCACCUGCCCAAUGUAUCAGUCCCCAGGCAUUAGUCAUGGUCGCAAGGACUUCUGUUACUUCAACCAGCGCUACAUCCGUCCGCCAUUCCUCCAGCGCAUUCUGAAUGCGAAGGACCGUAACCAUGAGGACAUACAAUUCAGCUAUCUCGCCGUCCAACGAGGACGAGAUCAACGCCUUCCAUUGUACGAUCCUUUAGGUAAAGGCGUCCAGCAGGACGCAGAGACCGCUACCCGCGCAUUUGAGGGCCAUGAAUGGAACGGCGAAGAUGAGCUACGCACGGCGGCCGAUGUCAAUACUCUCUCUCUGCCUCGCCUCAUACUACCGGCACUCAAGCGCCGAGGUCACAUUACCUUUGACGUAUGCACCCCCGACGCCAAACUCGAACGCUGGACCGUUCCCAGAAGCUUCUCCAAGCAAGCCUUCCGCGAUGCACGCAAGGCUCGGUGGGGGGAUCUCUGGGCCCUGGGAGCCAAAACUAGGACACCGAGGAACGUUCGGCUAGGCAGGCCUAGGGACGAGUUCGACAAGAAGGGCCGCAGGAUUAAGGCACCCAAGAAGGUGGUCUUCGAUAUCGAGGCCGGCAGCACCCCGGACCCAGAGAUGAAAGCGAGGGGGAACGGAAGGUAUACGCAAGACCGAAAAAUAAGAGGGAGCGGAGGCCGCAAAGGCAGGAGAAAGAGCAUAGAUUUGAUGAAUGACCUGGAUUAAAUCGGCGUUACGACAACCAUUCCUUGACAUGGAGGAUCAUGUAAAAUAACGAUAUGUACCAAUACUUGUACUCGACGGAGUUGACGGAAAAAGGAAAGAAUAUGGCCAUUGGGUGGCGCUCUCAUUUCAAUCUCGGGGCACUUUCACACACUGGCCCCAACCCUGAAGGAAAAACAAACUCUGCUUAUACGGCCAUUGUUGGCCUCGUAAAUGUUGACAUUUCAACUCUUCAAAUACAGCAAUGGUGUGCAUUCAUCACGUACCACCACUAUGUCUAACAUCUGUCUAUUUAUGUGCAUUUGUACAGAUAAAUAGUUAUUGCUUAG
Aaosphaeria arxii CBS 175.79 is the source of this 2742-nucleotide messenger RNA. RefSeq lists its product as uncharacterized. Gene Ontology annotation, biological process: translation. Bases 32 to 2416 code for a protein of 794 amino acids. Gene Ontology annotation, cellular component: mitochondrial small ribosomal subunit. Lineage: Eukaryota; Fungi; Ascomycota; Dothideomycetes; Pleosporales. Gene Ontology annotation, molecular function: methyltransferase activity; structural constituent of ribosome. The transcript has a single exon. The record is from RefSeq and is a predicted model, not a curated record.